Molecule: messenger RNA, 225 nt
Organism: Adineta steineri
Lineage: Eukaryota; Metazoa; Rotifera; Eurotatoria; Adinetida; Adinetidae
Source: the annotation of a GenBank genome assembly
AUGGGACUAUUAAACACAUUUCCUUAUAUAGAACAUGGUUGGAUGGUAAAUGAACCUGACUGUAUAUCAGCCUGUAUUCAACAAACAUCGCCAUUAUGUCACGGUAUUACAUAUGAAAGUUAUCGUCAAGAAUGUCGACUUAUAACACAAUUCUUUCCAAACUCAACUAUUCCAAAUCAAUCUUUUCUGAAUUGGCGAACAUAUAUUCGAACAAUUGACUCAUGA